AUGGCUUCUACGCACAUGCUCCGUCAAACCAUUAUUGUCAAUGAGGGCGACUCUCCAUUGGCAUACAAGUCCAAAGAAAUCACUAAUCCAGUGAUGCAGUAUGUCAGCUUUAUCAACAACAACUUUGAGCGCAAGCGAAAGGUUGAAGUUUGGAAUGGUGCAAGUGUAAAGAAUGUUGAACCACUCCUCAUCUCCAUUCAAUCCUUUCGCAACCUUGUUGGAGAGUGGGGAAUCAAUCAGGGUCGUCAAAAGAAGGCCUUGUUCAAACAAUUCCUCACUGCUGAACCGCAAAUGACCUACCAGAGAAUUUGUGACACCCAUGGGAAUUCAGUUCAGGACUUUGAAAACUCUGUCAAUGAGUUCAUUUGCGAGUAA
Messenger RNA from Cylindrotheca closterium, 375 nucleotides. NCBI's taxonomy places the organism in Eukaryota, Bacillariophyta, Bacillariophyceae, Bacillariales, Bacillariaceae. The record is from the annotation of a GenBank genome assembly.